Messenger RNA from Pleurotus ostreatus (oyster mushroom), 2145 nucleotides. It is a transcript of the gene RVB1, whose product is annotated as RuvB ATP-dependent DNA helicase pontin. Lineage: Eukaryota; Fungi; Basidiomycota; Agaricomycetes; Agaricales; Pleurotaceae. Gene Ontology annotation, molecular function: ATP binding; DNA helicase activity; ATP hydrolysis activity. The record is from RefSeq and is a predicted model, not a curated record. Gene Ontology annotation, cellular component: R2TP complex; Swr1 complex; NuA4 histone acetyltransferase complex. Gene Ontology annotation, biological process: chromatin remodeling; regulation of transcription by RNA polymerase II; box C/D snoRNP assembly. The transcript is spliced from 13 exons. Bases 1 to 2145 code for a protein of 714 amino acids.
AUGUCGUCGGCCAAAGCAAGCACAUCUGCAGCGCCAUCGUCGGCACCUGUUGCCCAUAACGCGCUACCACCACCUACGGCGCCAUCAGCCGGACGGUCAUCGCGAAUCGCUCCUCAUUCACAUAUCAAAGGCCUAGGGUUGACCUCAGAGGGAUUCGCCAAUGCUGAUAGCGCGGGAUUCAUCGGACAGACAACUGCUCGCGAGGCAUGCGGAGUCGUAGUCGAUCUCAUCAAAUCCCGAAGGUUUUCAGGACGCGCUCUUUUGCUAGUUGGUGCCCCAGGAACUGGAAAAACGGCCCUUGCGCUCGCUGUUUCCCAUGAACUGGGAUCAAAAGUACCGUUUUGUCCCAUGGUUGGAUCUGAAGUGUAUAGUACCGAGGUGAAAAAGACGGAAGUCCUGGCCGAGGUGUUUCGAAGAGCCAUAGGCUUGCGGAUAAAAGAGACGAAAGAAGUCUACGAAGGCGAAGUCACAGAACUGACGCCAACGGAAUCCGAGAACCCGCUCAACGGAUAUGGUAAAACCGUUUCGCAUGUUGUUGUGGGCCUCAAGACGGUCAAAGGAACAAAACAGCUCCGAUUAGAUCCCAGUAUCUACGAAGCCAUUCUGAAAGAAAAAAUAGUCGUCGGAGACGUUAUCUAUGUCGAAGCAAACACCGGUGCAGUCAAGCGUGUCGGACGAUCAGAUGCCUAUGCUUCAUCAUAUGACCUUGAAUCUGAAACCUACGUCCCCCUUCCAAAAGGCGAUGUGCACAAGCGGAAAGAGCUGGUCCAGGACGUUACGUUAGGGGAUCUCGACGCUGCAAAUGCUCGCCCCCAAGGAGGUCAAGACAUUAUGAGCGUGAUGGGGAGCCUGGUGAAGAGUGGCCGGACCGAAGUCACGGAGAAACUAAGGCGCGAGGUUAAUAAGGUGGUGAAAGGCUACGUUGAUCAGGGGGUGGCAGAAGUGGUCCCUGGGGUAGUUUUCAUUGAUGAGGUGCACAUGCUCGAUAUCGAAUGCUUCACGUAUUUGAAUGCACUACUCGAGUCCCCGAUGGCUCCAACUGUCAUACUAGCUACUAACAGAGGGAACUCCCUUGUGAGAGGCACCACAGAUAUAGUCUCGCCUCAUGGAAUCCCCGUUGAUUUACUCGAUCGAUGUAUGAUUGUGAAAACAGACAGCUAUACCCGUGAUCAGGUUGGCAAGGUGGUGCAGCUGCGGGCAAUCGUCGAAGGGCUGAAACUUGGACCCGGGGUGGUGGACAAGCUGGCUGAAGACGGCGAACGAAGCUCCCUUCGCUAUGCUCUGCAGCUGCUAACGCCGGCGUCGAUUCUGGCGACUCUUGCUGGUCGCAGCCAAAUAGAAGUUGAAGACAUCGGCUUUUGCCUCGUCGCGUAUCGUCAGAACAGGUCUCCGGCCCUUGGCUUCCUUAAUCUGAGGGGAUCGUGGACGGAUCGCUAUCUCCAGGGCGAUGCCGUAAGUGGGUCAAUUACCCAAGCCAGGGCCCAUGGUCAAACGCUUCUCGAGCACACUGCGCUACAUCCCGAAGAUCAGUUUCCCGAGGCACCCAACCAGUCCGCUCCUCCCGCCUACCCUUUCCCAACGAUGCAGGCCGUUUCACCAGACAACGUCUACACCUUGGAGGACCGCACCGCCCUCAUCUCGUCGUCCGACUUCGAUGACAUCUACGACAGACUAUUCUUGCGCGUAUCUCGCCCAACAAAAGCCACUUCCACCAUGAUAUACAAGAUGAAACAUCGCUCGUCGCGUCAUCGAGACUCGCAACCACUGACUGCGGAGCCGAUAGUCGUACUAGACUUCGCGCCAGAUGAAUCGCUAGGCAACAUUUCAUUUCCCAAGGCGAAAGUAACCGUCCCAAUGGCACGUUAUCUGCGCAAGACGUCUCUAUUCGGAGGAUCUCUGUCCAGGAAGUUUAUUGGUUCUGAUGGGAGAGAAUACACGUGGAAUCGGGGCUGCGUGCAGGGCCAGGAGUGGACUUGCACCACAGAGAACUUCCUUGUCGCACACUACGACCUAAAACCGCCACAGCAGCGGGUCUAUGGCACGUCGGGAAAUACGUUGAAGAUUUACCAGCCCUUCUUCCCUCUCGCUGUUGAAAUAGUAGCGUCGCUUACAAUUAUGCGGCAUAUCGCGCAAUUCAAUCUAUAG